AUCGGAAUUCAUGCAGGUGUAGCAUGCGACAGGUAGCCUAGUCCCACAGGUGUGUAGCCACUGCUCUACAACGCAUUUGGAAGACCAGUUAUCCGGCAGUAGACCUGUUUUUGGAUAACAUGAAUGAGGAAGUAUGAGAACAAUCUGGGAACUCUAAUCAAUCAACUCAGGGAAGCAUCCACUGAAGGACUUGUGCAUAUCCUUUUCGCCUUUUAACAUGUUUUGGUCAGGCGUGAAACCCAGGAGGGGUGUAGAGAUGAUCGCAUUUGUAAUCGGUGUUUGCACCGUUUUAAGUCUUCCGUUCGGAUCUAAUGGAGAAGCAAUACCACAAAAACCCACGGGAGAUGUCAGUAUCAUGCCCCCGAUCAAACCUGCCGAUGGACCUCAAGCCUUUCCCGACGCGGAGAAAGCCAAUAUGCCCGUCUUUACAAUGGACUACCCCAGGAUACAGCUCCCCUUUGAGAUCACUCUUUGGGUUCUCCUCGCAUCAUUCGCUAAAAUCGGCUUCCAUGUGUACCACAAGAUCACCGUGUGGGUGCCAGAGUCGUGCCUGCUCAUCGCCAUCGGCCUGAUGGUGGGAGGCAUCAUGCACUCAGUGCACGAGGAGCCCCCCGCCGUGCUGAGCUCCAACGUCUUCUUCCUCUACAUGCUGCCCCCCAUCGUGCUGGACUCCGGGUACUUCAUACCCACCCGGGCCUUCUUCGAGAACAUCGGCACGGUGCUGUGGUUCGCGGUGGUGGGCACACUGUGGAACAGCAUCGGCAUCGGCAUGUCCCUGUUCGCCAUCUGCCAGAUUGAGGCGUUUGGCGUGCAGGACAUCAACCUGCAGGAGAACCUGCUGUUUGCCUCCAUCAUCUCGGCUGUGGACCCCGUGGCCGUGCUGAGCGUCUUCGAGGACGUGUCGGUCAACGAGCAGCUGUACAUCGUGGUGUUCGGGGAGUGCCUGUUCAACGAUGCCGUCACAGUGGUGCUGUACAACAUGUUUAGCUACGUGGCGGACAUGCCGGUGGUGGAGCCAGUGGAUGUAUUCCUGGGGGUGGCUCGCUUCUUCGUGGUGGGGCUCGGAGGCAUGGGCUUCGGCCUGCUGUUCGGCCUUGUGGCGUCCUUCACCACACGCUUCACCGGCAACGUUCGGGCCAUCGAGCCCCUCUUCAUCUUCAUGUACAGCUACCUGGCCUACCUGGUGGCCGAGCUCUUUGCCAUCUCCUCCAUCAUGGCCAUUGUGACGUGUGCCAUCACCAUGAAGUAUUACGUGGAGGAGAACGUGUCUCAGCGCUCCUGCACCACCAUCCGCCACGUCAUCAAGAUGCUAGGCUCCAUCUCGGAAACGCUCAUCUUCUUUUUCUUGGGGGUGGUCACCAUAACGACGGAGCACGAGUGGAACUGGGGCUACAUCAUGUUCACGCUGCUGUUCGCCUUUCUGUGGAGAGGGCUGGGUGUGUUGGUGCUGACCCAGAUCAUCAACCCCUUCCGGACCAUCCCCUUCAACAUGAAGGACCAGUUUGGUCUGUCGUACGGGGGCCUGAGAGGAGCCAUCUCUUUCGCCCUGGCGUAUACCCUGCCCGACAACAUUGGCCGUCGGCAGCUUUUCAUCACGGCCACAAUCUGCAUCAUCAUCUUUACUGUGUUUAUACAGGGAAUCAGUAUCAGACCUCUGAUUGAGCUCAUCAACGUCCGCAGAACCAACCGCAACCUUGACACCAUCAAUUCGGAGAUUCAUUGCAGGGUAAUGGAGCACACGCUUUCUGGAAUCGAGGACCUCUGCGGACAGUGGAGUCACUACUACUGGAAGGACAAGUUCAUGAAGUUCAACAACCUCGUCCUCCGUAAGAUCCUGAUCAAGGACAAGCGGGCCGAGUCCAGCAUCGUGGCGUUGUACAAGAAGCUGGAGCUGCAGAACGCCAUGGAGAUCCUGGACACUGUGACCGGGGACCUCAGUGCAGCGCCCUCCCUCGUCUCUCUAUACGAGGAGAAGAAGGGCCAGGCCAGUAAUCCGAAGAAGAAGUUCGGGAGGGCUGACCUGAGGAGCAUGCAUGACCUGCUGUCCAAAAACAUGUACAAGAUCAGACAGCGGACGGUGGCGUACACUAACAGGAAUGCGCUGCCCAACGAGAGCCAGAGCAAGGAGAUCCUGAUCCGACGCCACGCCAGCAUCAGACGCAGCAUCCGCCCCGGGAGCUUCCAGAACGAGCCGGUUCCAAAAUCUCAGAAGUACUUCUCUCUGCCUGCCGGGCAGAAUCUGGACUCACACUUCCCUUUCAAGAGACGAAGCCGUGCAGACGACGAGGAGACCAUGUCGGAGACGGCCUACCCCUCCAGACGAAUCCGCUUCAACAGGCCCUCCCGCUCCUCCUCCAGAGCCAUGGUGCCACUCCAGCGGAUGGGCACGCUGACAGAGGCCUCUUCGGUGGACGUGGUGAACGAGGACCCCAGGCGACCCCGCGCUCCUCCCCUUCCAGCUCCGCGCCGACACUCGGACAACGUGCCCGACGAAGACACUGAAAAAGAAGACGACGGCACGGCGGAGCGCGCAAACCCACCCACGUCGCCGUCUUGGGCCGCCGAGCCGACGGAGCGGCCGGAGAACCGCACGGUGCGGAACCCCCUGCUGAGGAAGCCUCAGUGGAACCCCAAGAGGCAGUGAGGGGCCUGUGGUGGGUCUCCUUGGCAGCAGGACUCCUGGGGAACAUGGCUUUCUUUAAGGGGCCCCGACUGCCGCAUGGAUCCCCUCGUCUGGCUGCUGUGUGGUCAGACGAGCCAGUCGGCUUUAGUUACCAGCUCAUCUCCAAAGAGACUCGAUCCUUCGUGCUACACUGCCAUUGGCUCAUCCGCACGCAUUCUUCGUUGCCAAUGGGCGGCUGUUAGUGCGUUGAGCCUGGAGGUGUUCAGACUGAGUGCGUUCAGGGACUGGAGGCAAUGAGAGGCGUGCACUCUCCCGUGGGAGAGUUUUAUUUACUCUCGACAUGUGAAUUACACAAGAAACAUUUUCUUUUAUUCUUCAAAUACUGGGGUUCCUCACACCUGAUCUCAUGACCCACUUGUUGUGUGAAGUUGUCAUUUAAAUUAAUUUAACAGUUUUAUAGUUAAUUAUCUACCUAUUGUAUGUAGUGUAUAUAGUUGUUUUUAAUUGUUUGUUAAGGCCAUGAUUUCAGGUGUACUAGUUUCUGAUAAUGUAUGGAAUGUAACUAUGCAGUACAAAGCCCUCUUUCAAUGUUUGUCUGUUACAACAGCGGCCAAAAUUGUAAAAAGACCUGUCCAAUGUUUUUUUAACACUGUAUUAGGCCUAAUAAAAAGUGUAAAUCCUUUUCAACUCUGUUCUGACUGAACUAUAGACGGCCAUAAGUCACUGCAUUUUUUUCUCGCAUUUCGUUAGGUAAACAUCAUCCUUUAAUUGGGAGUAGUCAGGAGCACACCCUCUUGGUUAACCAAUGAUGUCGAGCCACCAGGCUCCCCUUACUGCCGUGUGUACUGACAUCAUUGGUUUACCUUCAGCAAAAGUAUGCAGCAGUCUCCUCCUUGCACCCUGGCAAUUAAUGUAUUCUUCCCCAAUAGGCAAGCAGAGAGCUAUUCCCUUUGCAAGGUACGUUCAAUCAUUCCUGAUUCUGCUGUCAUUCAUACCUGUGGACUUGCAGCAGAGACAAGGUAGGCCUACCCUUGAAUCAGGGACUUAUGUUUUAAGGUAAGUUUUACGUUUUCUGCAUUUAUUGUCAAAUUAUUGAAUGAUUGAUUCUGGCAAACAUCUGGGCAGCAUACAUUGUAAGGAUAAAUAAAAACAUCUAAAAGAAGCAGAAAGUCUUUUCAGAACUUUUAGACCUAUCUGUUUAUUGUAUUUUUUUAUCUAUUGGUCGACAAAAUGACAUAUUUUAUUCAAAUAAAACACAGUGUUUUACUCGUGUUUUACUCGUGGAAUGAUCGUGGAUGUUUGACUCCCAGCAAAUGGAUUGGAUUCGAUCCCCAGCAUCCACAUCUUGGCGGGAGACAUCAUUGAGCCUAACCUGGCAUGAUAUUACGUGUUGCGUUGAUUUGAUUCUAAGUAAAUAGUAAUGUCAGCCUAGGCAACCAGUCACGUUCAGCAUCCAUUUGUGAAAGACAAAGCAUAAAAAUAUGUAGGCCUGCAUAUUAUAAGGCUGUCAAUACUUUUGUUGGGUUCUGUCGAUGAUAUUGCUGAAGGCAAAAUGUAAGACGGCUUUAGUGAGUUGGAGAAUGUGCCAAAGAAACGCACAAAAUUCAACAUGGUUAGAAAGGUUUGGCGCUCCACUCAAGCAGAGGCGGUGUCCUCUUUUAUGCGGAGCCAGUCCCCCUUAAACGACAGCUCAAACCACCUUCUGAUCCUAUUGGUUAAUGGAUCUGAAGGUGCUUCGAAGCCGACAGAGCAGAGCAGUCAUAUCGUGGAUG
Messenger RNA from Gadus chalcogrammus (walleye pollock), 4395 nucleotides. RefSeq names its product solute carrier family 9 member 2 (gene slc9a2). Gene Ontology annotation, cellular component: membrane. Gene Ontology annotation, molecular function: sodium:proton antiporter activity. Lineage: Eukaryota; Metazoa; Chordata; Actinopteri; Gadiformes; Gadidae. The coding region runs from base 218 to 2644 and encodes 808 amino acids. The record is from RefSeq and is a predicted model, not a curated record. The transcript is spliced from 13 exons. Gene Ontology annotation, biological process: regulation of pH; sodium ion transport; proton transmembrane transport.